AAAGAAGAAGCGUCCUUUUCGAAUUCACGCGACUGGGAUUUUUCGACCAUCGUCAGCUUCAGCUGGCUCAGCUGUUUCUCUACAACGCACAGGUGUCUGUGAAAGAUUCUCCGUCCUUAAGCAACCAUGUCUGAGCAGGAUCAGACCGCCACCAAUAAAGAACGUGCGCGCGACAAUGUCCGCCGUGCUUCCACGGCCAGCAAGCAGCCUUCGAAGUUAUCGAGAAGGAAAUCGGUGGCCAGCGCGCGUGACACCGACGCAGCCCAAGACGAACAAUCGAGAGGGGCCAUGGCGGCGGACGUAGAAAUUACCUCGAAGGGCUUUCCAAAGAAGAAACGACGAAAGUCAUCCGCAGCUCCCAACGAGAGUCGUCGCCGUCAAUCGUCCGACACCAUCGAUGUAAGCAAACUCAAGAGUUCCGCCAUCAAACAGAAACAGCCCGCAUUGUCCGCCGAUGUCCCCUCGCAGCCUACUGCUUCGAUGCCCGUAGCCACGACCGAGCAUUCGGCGCCCGCCGCACCCGCUCAAUACGCAGAGGUAGCGGCCCUCACGGAAGCCUCCCACGUCCCGCUUGUUCCAGCCCUAGAGCAGCAGUCAUCUUCUGCCGGUCCGGCCAAGCAGCAGGCCACCGCGGACAAGCCAACAACAGCGAGCUCCCAAGUAUUGCUCGCCAAGUUUGCGAGGCACGCAGACAAGCAAGCCACAUCCAAGCCACCCGAACACGUCAAGGCCGAAAGUGAGGUGUCAGGAGUCGCGGCAGAUGGCUCGGGCUCGACGCCUGCUGCUCCGAUUCCGUCCGAGGCGGGUGGCUGUGCCUCGAAAGAAGAUGCGCUAGCGGCCUCCGCCGCUGCAGCCCACGUCUCGUCGGCCCCCGGUGCAGAGGCGACGGUGCUCUCUCCGCCGCCUGCGAAAGACGUUCUCGGCGCUGGCGUGACCUCUCCGCAGGACACUGUGCUCGCCAGCGGCACUCAAGCCGCCACGUCGCCUUCCGUGCCUCCUCUUACGCGGGCAAUGAGCUUGCGAGAAAGGCUCAAGGGGAGCAAUAUCUUGAGUCCGAUCUCACUGCGCUUGGAAUCCUAUGACCUGGCCGGCCUGGUGAAGAGUCCUAAGGAAGUCAUCAGCGGAACCACGCAGUUCUUCAAGAGGCGGUACGCUAUUAUCAGCAUCGUGGUGGGCGCCACCCUCUUCUUGGCGGUGACGGCCUUUCUUCUCACCCGCACGGCCAACACUCCUAGGCGCAUGGAAAAACUGUGCGUCACAGAGGAUUGCCUCCACCACACAAGCCUCCUCAUGCGCGCCGUAGAGCCCAGAAUUAACGCCUGCGACGAUUUCCGCGCAUACGUUUGCUCGAACUGGUCGCCGCAGAAACAGCGCAAACGUUUGAAGGAAUUCGAUGGGUCCACUAUGGAAGACAUGGUGUACUCCUGGUUUGCGGGCAUAAGUGCAACUUUAAAGCAAGGCUCUCAGGUUUUCCCUGUUGGCAAAAAGCCACUGGCCAUGCUAGAAUCUUGCAUGAGCAACUCCUCAAUGUACGGGUCCAGGAUAGAGCUGUUAAAGAUACUUAUGGCAGAGUACUUCCACCUCUACUGGCCUGAACCGCCCGGCGAAAAUGUUGAUGCCCUUGACAUACUGAUCAGACUCGCCUACAUCUUGAAGGCUCCAUUCUGGUUCACAAUGCGACCGAUCAUGGCACGCCGAGGAGCAGCGGAAGGCAGGCGGAGCAUCGUCCUCAGACCUUCCCCUCUGAUCAACGCGCACGUUCGUCAGCACCACGUUGUGAAAGACAGUGGGCAGCCCGCCUACGUGAAGUACUGGAUGGAUUUCUACAGCGCUUUCUCCAACGACAGCGCAGCAGCCAGCGAGGAGCGUGCAAUCCAAGCAGAGAAUCUCGAAGGGGAAUUUCUGACAGCGCUCAGCGCCGCCGUCGAGGCGCUACCAAAACACACCGCGGUACUUCCCAUCAGCCAACUGGAUACAUACACGCCGACUGUGAGUUCGUCCCGAUGGUUGUUCUACCUGCAGAACACACUCAAUGUCACGCCGGUGCUAAGUUGGCGGGACGUUGCACUCAUCACCGACAGAGCGUUCUUCGUUACUGUUGGUGAGCUGUUCAAGAACUACACGAACAAGCAGAUUUUGGAGUUCCUCGGAUGGCAGUUCGUCCAGCAUUACGCACCAGUGGUGGACAGCAGAUUUUUGAUAUCUAAGUAUGGUGACAAUACCACAGCCAUGAGCCUUCGAACUGCCUUCUGCAGCUACCACGUCGAGGUGCCGUACAGGGCGCUCAUUCUGUCCCUGCACUUUGCAUCCCAGAUAACAAACAGCGUUCAGCAAAUGAUCGACGACGGCUACAAGCGCCUCGUGUCGACGGCAGUUAGGCUCGUCAAUGAGUCUGCGUGGCUCGACGCUGAAAGCAGGAAGGUGGCUGCCGAAAAGCUCGCAUCUGCCAAUUUGCGACUCUGGCCUCCCACCGCAUUCCUCGACAGAGAAAACUUGGCAAGGACAUUUCGACGUUUCCCAGAUGCCGAAGCAGCGUUCGGGGAUUACUGGAUCGCGUCCACCAUAGAAAUGAUUCAUAUAAAUGGAACGCCAGAAUACGAAGAAGUUCUCGACAUGCCGGUAAACUAUGCGCUUCCCUACUUUGAUUAUGACUACGUGAGGAACGCAGUGGGUGUCGCUAUCGGCGCGGUCGCCCCUCCUUUGUUCUACAGGAAAGGCACCAAGGCCAUGUUCUACGGAGGAUUCGGGUUCUCGGCGGCAUUCCAACUUGCGAAGGCCCUCGAUGAGGAGGGCAUUCGGUGGCAUCCAGAAGGGCGACCAGUCAAGUCGAUUCUGAACGCCUCCUCGCAGGAAGCCUUCGACGACAGGUACAGUUGCCUCGCCAGUGCCGCCGCAGGUGACGAAACGUUGUUUCCCGAGAUACCCGCGCUGGAGAUUGCUUACACGGCGUUCUUCGAUGAGCUCGGUGAUCCUGAAAGCACGACGCACAUCAGCAAGAACCUGAGCGAGUUGAAAGUGUUCUUUAUGACCAUCUGCCACAUUACUUGCACGCGAAGUGGCAUCACCGAACCUUUCUCGGCAGACUGCAACAAACUCGUGCGCCACUCGUCGGCUUUUGCGAAAGCGUUCCGCUGCCCAGUAGGAUCGAAAAUGAACCCGAAAAAUAAGUGUACAUUUUUUUACUGACCAGUGCCAACUUUUGUGGGUCAGCGUUUUCUUUUUGUUUCAAACUUUCACAUUUUUGAACCUAAUAGAGCUUUUUGAAAUAUAAAUAAUAAUAUUAAUUUACAUCAUCUCACAAGGCCUGCUUUUAGCGGAAUGAUGAAAAUUUAUGACAUGAAUAUUUCUGUCGCUGUUAAACCUCUUGCUUCAUGUAACAGAGAUAACUUUUUUACCUUUUUUAGAUGAUUGUGGGGGAUCCUCCCUUAUACCUAAAAUGGCACUUUGCAAUAAUUCUUGUUUCACAACACACAUUCAGCUUUCUUCAACAAUGUUUACCCAAUGCAACGUUUCUUUAGCCUCACUCAAAAAGAAUAAGUUGCAUCGUAGCACGCGGCCUCCCCGAACACUCAUAUUCAUGCAAGUCUUCACGGCCUUUCGUGAACUCGCGACACCACCACCUCGCACUUCUUAAAGCAAGAUGCCGUACUCCAACAUGCGCAGCAUUUCCCUGUGUAUUUCGAUGAGCGUUUGCCCCUCGCUCCAUACAACCCUUUGCUGCUCCUACAUCGUGGACGUCUGAAGCACAACCGCCAUCUUCAGCAUCUGACAGCAGCUCCGUGCCGCAGAUCUACCGGUAUGUAAGGCAGGACCGGUCCAAGAAACGUCCGUCGCUGGAAAUGUAGUUUGCAGUUGCAGCCGUAAUUUGACUACGAAAACGGGGGCAAUGACUUUCUGAUUCGCUCUCGUAUUUUGGUGUUAUUGACUUAGAAACGUUCGAGAGACAGUGUUAUCUCUGUGUACGUGUGUGUGUGUGUGUUUUUGGUUUUAAUAUUUGAUACAUAUUUUAAGCAAUACUAGGAAUAGUUGCAAUAAAUAUUCAGCUGCUACGUUAUAGCAACA
Molecule: messenger RNA, 4062 nt
Organism: Dermacentor albipictus
Lineage: Eukaryota; Metazoa; Arthropoda; Arachnida; Ixodida; Ixodidae
Product: endothelin-converting enzyme 1-like
Biological process (GO): protein processing
Cellular component (GO): plasma membrane
Molecular function (GO): metalloendopeptidase activity
Source: RefSeq, a predicted model, not a curated record